Messenger RNA from Betta splendens (Siamese fighting fish), 1890 nucleotides. RefSeq names its product solute carrier family 10 member 1 (gene slc10a1). The coding region runs from base 228 to 1298 and encodes 356 amino acids. The transcript has 7 exons. Gene Ontology annotation, molecular function: bile acid:sodium symporter activity. Gene Ontology annotation, biological process: bile acid and bile salt transport. Gene Ontology annotation, cellular component: membrane. The record is from RefSeq and is a predicted model, not a curated record. Lineage: Eukaryota; Metazoa; Chordata; Actinopteri; Anabantiformes; Osphronemidae.
AGCUGCAGCUGGAUGAAGGCUUCGCAGGUGGAACGGGAAGCCCUCCCUUCAGAGGUCGGCUGAGCACUAGAUGGCACCUCUGUGCAGCCUGUAGCCUUCACAUGUCACCUGGAGCUGAGAAAGAGAGAGAGACAGCACUGAGGAGGAAGAUUCUGUCCUGCUGAGAAGAGAAGAAAGCGAGACGAGGGACCUCUGACCCCGACAGGACUGAGACUCAGCGCUUCAUCAUGGGCUACGCAGCAGAGCCGCCGUCCGGGCCGGACCUGUGGCAAAACGACAGCUUGUUCAUCAACAUGACGGCGGCCAACACCAGCCACGCGUUCACUAUUCCCCUGUCGCCAGUGAUGGACAAGGCCAUCAACGUCUUCUUAAUAAUAGUCUUGUUCAUCACGAUGGUGUCACUGGGAUGCACCAUGGAGGUGUCCAAGAUCAAGCGUCACAUAAUGAGGCCCAAAGGGGUGGCGACGGCGGUGCUGGCCCAGUACGGCAUCAUGCCGCUCACAGCCUUCUGCCUGGCUAAGGCGUUCCGGCUGAGCGAAACGACGGCGGUGGUGAUCCUGAUCUGCGGCUGCUGUCCCGGGGGAAACCUCUCCAACAUCCUGGCUCUGGCGCUGCGGGGGGACAUGAACCUGAGCAUCCUGAUGACCUCCUGCUCCACGCUGCUGGCUCUGGGCCUCAUGCCCCUGCUGCUCUUCGUCUACUGCCAGGGCUUCGGCGACCUGCAGAACACGGUGCCCUACGUGGACAUCAUCGCAUCGCUGUUCAUGAUCCUCAUCCCCUGCGGCGCCGGCAUCCUCAUCAACUACUACAGGCCUCAGUACUCCAAGACCAUCACUAAGGUCGGUCUCAGCAUAAUGAUCCUGUCGUCUUUGGGGUUGAGCGUCAUCUGCGGCAUCUUCAUCGGACGCUCCAUCCUGUUGGUGCUGACUCCUCCACUGGUGGCCAUCGGGGCCCUGAUGCCUUUCAUAGGCUACUCCUGUGGAUACGUCAUAUCCGCGCUCUUCAGACUCAAUCAAUCGGAGAGGAGGACCGUUGCCAUGGAGACCGGGUGUCAGAACAUCCAGCUGUGUUCCACCAUCCUGAAGAUCGCCUUCCCCCCGGAGCAGAUCGGCCCGCUCUUCCUCUUCCCCAUGGUCUACAUCAUCUUCCAGGUGACAGAGGCGCUGGCGCUCGUCGUGCUGUUCAGGUGUCACCAGAGGUUCACGCAGGAAGACAAAGGUAAACGACGGAAGAGCGUUUCUGUUGCACAGACGUCUGUAGUUUUAUUGUGUAGGAACAGAACGCACACUUUUAAAUGAGUGAAACAGCAGCAAAUAUUUUUCAGGUUAUGGUAAAGAAGCCUGAAAUUAGUCUAUUAGGAGAAACAAUGAGCAAAUGCUACAAUGUAGAAUUAAUAAAUGUAGCUAUUCAUCAGCAAAUAUACUUCAAUCAGCCAAAUACUUAACUGUGAUGAAGUAUUUGUUACAUCACAUCUCUGAAAUAAUGACAAAUAUUUAAGGAUUCUUUUUAUAAAACAUUAAAACCUGCUGCAUCUUCAGGGUCUGUGGUACUCGGUGCUAUCCGUUUCUUUGUAUCCUGUUUUUUUGCCAAAGCCCCUUUUUUCUAACCUACAGGAGCACAGAUCACAACAGGAGACAAACCGAGGGACAACUCUGAGGGGGUGGUGUGAGCAGGGACAUGAAGCUGAUGGAGAGCGACUAAAGCCUGAAGUUCAACAGCUGCUGCACAUGUAUCUGUAGGGAGGUCGCACUAUAUGUUCAUAAUAUCUGCUAUUCACUUACAGUAUUUUCUCAAUUGCUGAUUUGUAAUAUGUAAAUUUAUUUGUAAAUGUAUCAUUAUAAACCACAGAAACACAAAGUUCAUGACUUAGUUCAAAUGAGUCUUGCUGCA